GUUAACAGUAGCACAGCCCCGCUAAGCUUGCGCGUGUUGAGCCUCUCAAUCGGAGCGCGCGUAACUCUGCUCUUUGUGACCCAACCAAGUCCAUCCUACUCAAAAUAUUGCAGAAAACUCUCUCUCUCUCUCUAUCUCUAUCUCUCUCUCUCUCUCUCAUAGAGUUUGUACGCAACCCUCAAGUCUCACAGCCCUCUGUUAAAAGGCUUCUGGGUCACUGUUGAUCUUGUUGCUGUGAGAGGUGUUUAGAGGUUCGAGCUGUGGACUUAUUUGUUAAUGGCGAAUUUGGUAGGGCCUAGAUUGUACAGCUGUUGUAAUUGCAGAAACCAUGUUUCCCUUCACGAUGAUAUAAUUUCCAAGGCUUUUCAGGGAAGACAUGGCCGAGCUUUUCUGUUCUCCCAUGCGAUGAAUGUCGUUGUUGGGGCAAAAGAAGACAGGCAUCUCUUAACUGGUCUGCAUACUGUUGCUGAUAUCCACUGUGGUGAUUGCCGUGAGGUGUUGGGAUGGAAGUAUGAACGAGCUUAUGAGGCAUCGCAAAAGUACAAAGAAGGGAAGUUCAUAUUUGAGAAGUCAAAAAUUGUGAAGGAAGAUUGGUAGCAAAGGGUUCUGCCAUUUGUUCCGAUUGCUGUAAUUAAGCUAAGUGUACCAAUAUGCAGUUCCUAUAUAUGUAGUAUUUGUGUUUGUACAGAAACUUGGCAUUCCUUGACAAUCUAUCAUUGUUUUGUGCGGUUUGAUUCUUGCCGUCUGCUUUGUGCAAACGUUGUAGAUGGAAAUCAUCAAUCAUCAAAUUUAUGUGUAAAUAAACUAUGGCAUUUCUCAAGUAUGCUAUUUUCUUGUAAUAUAUUCACUAAUCAGUUCUAUAUGCUGCUUUAAUGUGUGUGGAGAAAAGCAAUAUCCAGAUUAGACCACGAAACACGCAUAUCCUCGCAGAAGCGAAGCAGAUGCCCUCACUGUCUCAUGCAAAACGUAUGAGUCUGGUUGCUUCUCAUCUUUCACGCAAGGCGUCUUAUUUUCUGAGGUCGUAAUGCUUCAUUUGUGUCUAAAGAUUAUGUUUUUGUUGAAGUUCGUUGGUAAAACCGUUCAAUUUAUGGGCUCUCUCCGCAGGGAAUCAAAACAAACACAACACAACCAAAAGGUGAAAACCAGCAGCAAAAUGAUUACUUUAAGACUGUCGAUACAACAUAGCAUGUUGUAUACAAUGUCAAUGUCAAUAAGCGACACCAGAUCUCAAUGCAGGUCCACGUAUUCCCAUUGAUAAGAGCUAAUCUCGGAAUCCUUAAUUUUUCUGCUGGUACCAACUGUAUCAACAGAACUUUGAGGUAUACUUAUAGAAAGCUCCUUUGGGUUAUACAUGAAUCCCCGUGAGGAAGAGAUCAUUGAAAUUCCGAGUAGUCCAAACCGGAAUCCUGCAGCAACUACUGGGCAGAGUUCUGCCGAUAUCGAUUAUGGAAAAUAUAGACCAAGUAAUUCAUCUAGCGAAUUCUUUGCUGGGAAUGAUGUGUUUCUACUAAUGUUGGGUUUAGCUGUCUCAGUGGAUCCUUUAUUCUUUUACAUUCCUAUACUCAACAAAGACAUGAAGUGUAUCAGAUUGGACAAAAAGUUGACACCAGUGGUUCUUAGUUUGCUAUUAUUCACUUAUAUCUUUUACGUACUUGACAUUAUCUUUCAACUUCGAGCUAUACACGAGGCUGUGAGACGUGAGGAUCAGGCUGCGAGACGUGAGGAUGGUAUCGCUAAGGGGUGGAGCAGGAGUUAUGUAUUAGCUAAAAAAAUUUGGGGGUCAUGCCUCUUAAUUGAUAAUUUUGGGUGUUGCUCCUAUUCCACUUGUAUUUAUUCGCUCUUUUGCAAAAAUAAUGAGGGGCUCGAGGUCUAUGAGGAUGUUUCUGAACUUCCUUCUUGUGCUGCAAUACAUGACCCGGGUUCUACGCUUUGAUGAUUUUCGUAAGAAACUCGAGAAGGAUAUAACCAAAACCAGUCUAGCAGCUAUGCAUGGGAAAACCUCCAGACUAGCAGCUAUGCAUGGGAAAACCUGUUUGCAGUUUUUAUAUCUGUUAUCGGCAUGCUAUCCGUUUUGAUAUAUCUCAAAGCAAAUUUGCAGGUUGGUACUGGCUACCAAGUCUUCGUAUAAGCAUUUGUAUCAUCAAAAAAGUAACAUGCUUGAAUGCUGCGUCUUCUUCUAGGUUUGGAUGCUUCAAAAUGUGAGUGAGAAAGAGUUUGUAAGUGUUCUGCGAGUAUCUUAAGCCCGUGAUUUAUAAGACGGACAACUUUAUUGUUCGAAAGGGGGAAUCAUUUGAUAAGAUGUUUUUCAUCACUCAAGACUACAAGUGAUGAUGGAAGGGGUUCUUCAAGCGCUGGUAAUACCGUUAGCGAUGGGUGCUUUCAGUAAGGAAUUUUAUGGAGAAGAACUUCUCCAAGCUUGGGCAUCAAUUGAAAGGACCUUCUUUCGCUUGACCAAAAAUGCAAGGUGCUGCACAGAAGUUGAAGGAUUUACGCUUACGAUCAAGGACAUGGAAAGAAGCAGAGAAAAAAAUACGAGGAGAGAAUUGAGCUACAUGAAUGAAGGACGAAUGAGUUAUAAGUUAGGGUGCGUUUGGUACGCAGACGGAACGGAACGGAACGGAACAGGACGGGACGGGACGGGACGGAACGGAACGGGACGGGACGGA
Molecule: messenger RNA, 2666 nt
Organism: Malus domestica (apple)
Lineage: Eukaryota; Viridiplantae; Streptophyta; Magnoliopsida; Rosales; Rosaceae
Source: RefSeq, a predicted model, not a curated record